Molecule: messenger RNA, 333 nt
Organism: Pygoscelis adeliae (Adelie penguin)
Lineage: Eukaryota; Metazoa; Chordata; Aves; Sphenisciformes; Spheniscidae
Gene: TIMM13
Product: translocase of inner mitochondrial membrane 13 homolog (yeast)
Exons: 1
Coding region: 27-332 (101 amino acids)
Source: RefSeq, a predicted model, not a curated record
GCGGCCGCCCGCGGUGACUUUGCGGCAUGGAGGGCAGCUUCGGCUCCGACUUCGGCUCCGACUUCGGCUCCGGGGGUGGCGGCGGGGAGAAGCUGGACCCGGGGCUCAUCAUGGAGCAGGUGAAGGUGCAGGUCGCCAUGGCCAACGCUCAGGAGCUCUUGCAGCGCAUGAUGGACAAGUGCUUUCGGAAGUGCAUCGGAAAGCCCAGUGGCGCGCUGGACAAUUUGGAGCAGAAGUUCAUCGCCAUGUGCACGGACCAGUACAUGGACGCCUGGAAGACGUUUUCCCGAGCCUACAACUCUCGGCUGCAUCAGGAGAGAGCCAACAUGUGAA